UUAAACCACUCAAUCUCAAUACAUUAUGGUGGAAAAAGUUUGUUUUACUAUCUUCUUAUGCCUCUCAGCUUGUUUAGCCACCCUUUUCCCAGAGGUAAAUGGUGCAAGGAGACAACCGCAGGAUAAUAAGCUUAUCCUUAAUGGCCCCGAAAAGCUCUUUGUUUUCGGUGACUCCUAUGCUGACACCGGUAAUUGGCCAUCUACUGAUACUUCCAGGUCUUGGAGAGAACCUUAUGGUAUGACUUUUCCCGGCAAACCUUCCGGCAGAUGGUCUGACGGUCGCGUUCUCACCGAUUACAUAGCUGCAUAUCUGGGAAUAGGAUCCCCACAACCCUACAAUUUGUGGAAAGCAGAUGGGGAAGCAAAGCAAUAUGGGAUGAAUUUUGCAUAUGGAGGGGCAGGUGUGUUUGACACAAUCGAAGGCUGUCCGAACAUGGCGACACAAAUAAAUUAUCUGCAACAACUCCUUCAACAAAAUGUGUACACCAAACACGACCUUACAUCGUCCGUAGCUCUUGCCACUUCGGUCGGAAAUGACUAUGGGAAUUAUCAUGGACAAGAGGAAUUUGUUGAAUCCAUUACGAAGCAGAUUAGUGUGAACCUUAAACGCAUUCAUGAGAUGGGAGUCCCCAAAGUAGCCGUGACAGCAAUGCAACCUUUGGGGUGCCUACCCUUGGUAGCUUUUUCAACUGGUAACUACCCAAACUGCGACCAAAACACAAACAACAUUACGAGGUUUCACAAUCAAAUGUUAAAACAAAGGAUAGACCAACUCAACUACCAAACCGAUGGGUCACCUUUUGUUGUUCUUGAUCUCUAUGCUGCCUUCACGUCAGCCUUGAACAUUAAACACGACCAACAUCCUGGGAAAUCUAGUUUCCCACAUCCAUUGGCGCCAUGUUGCCAUGGUAAGUGUGGGGAGGUUGAUUUGAGUGGGAAGAAGGAAUAUGGAGUGUGCGAUGAUCCAAAAGUGGCAUUCUUCUGGGAUUUAACACACCCAUCACAGCAAGGCUGGUUUGCUGUUUAUUCUGGCUUGAAAUCUUCUCUUCCCCAUCUGUUUCAGCCUCAGCAGGCCACCGCAAUUGUUUAGACAAUUCAAUGUUUAUGAACAUUGAAUAAUAAGAUCAACCAUCCUAUUAGCAUUAUUAGCAUCUUCACCCUAGCUUGUUUAAUUUUUCUCAUUUACCUUUUGCUCCACUUAAAUAUAUCUAUACACUAGUGUAAUCCGCACAGCUGAUGAGUAAUGAGCAAUGUUUGGUAGAUUUAAUUUAUAAUUAAUUUAUAUUUUGUGGAUAAUUAGUUCAAAUCAUCCCUAAAAGGUAACCAAG
Messenger RNA from Ipomoea nil (Japanese morning glory), 1328 nucleotides. RefSeq names its product GDSL esterase/lipase At5g03610-like. NCBI's taxonomy places the organism in Eukaryota, Viridiplantae, Streptophyta, Magnoliopsida, Solanales, Convolvulaceae. The transcript has 4 exons. The record is from RefSeq and is a predicted model, not a curated record. The coding region runs from base 26 to 1090 and encodes 354 amino acids. Gene Ontology annotation, molecular function: hydrolase activity, acting on ester bonds.